CAAGAAACCUUGACAAAACAACAGCAUAACUGUGUAAACCCAUACUGGGUUACGACAGUCGCUAUCGUCGCAACUUGCGUAUCACGAAGUGCGCUAGUUGACCCAAUACAAAAGUGUACGACGACACUCCAAUUUUUAACCAAUUUCUCCGCAAACAUUCCCUUCCAAUAACCCAUCGUGUAUGAUGAUAUAAAACAACAACUACAUCACAAAAAAUAUUAAAAACACUUCCAAACAUGUCGGUUCCAACGAUCCUCCACCCAAUCCUCGCGCCCCUCACGCCCGAAAACCGCCCCCGACCCUACAUUGUGAUCAUCGAGCAACCCUCCAAGUCCCUCCGGUUUCGGUACGUCUGCGAAGGAAGACCUGGAACCAUCCCCGGAGCCUCAAGCACCCCGGAAAACAAAACGUCGUUUGCCGUCCAGAUUCACGGCUACCAGGGACGACUGGUGGUGAUUGUGUCCUGCGUUACGAAAGACCCACCCUAUAGACAGCACCCCCACCAACUGGUAGGUCACAACUGCAAAUAUGGGGUUUGUUCGUUCGAGCAAGAGGUUACUGCCACCAACUCCACAAUUACUUUCCCGAAAUUGGCGGUGCAGUGUGUGAAGAAAGCUGACGUUAAGGAGUCGUUGAGGGUUAGAGAGGAAAAAAAUAUCGACCCUUUUGAAAGGGGUUUUGACCACAAAGAAGACGUUAGAUCUUUGGAUUUGAACGUGGUGCGGUUGUGCGUCCAGGUUGUCCUACUUGGUGAAAAUAGGAGCCAAAGGAUCAAUAUAAGUCCAGUUGUUAGUGAACACGUUUACAACAAGAAAACUCUUCCAGAUCCGUUGAUUUAUAGGUUGUCGCACUGCAACAGCUACGUUAAUGGUAAAAAUCAAAACUCCGAACAAAUCAUUCUUCUUUGCACUAAAGUGACGAAAGAUGACAUCAAAAUUCGCUUUUUUGAAACGAGGAACAACCAAGUUGUGUGGGAAGAUUUUGGUACUUUUCGUGCCAACGAUAUCUACAACAACACGGCGAUUUGUUUUAGACCGCCGAAGUACCACGAUCAGAAUAUCACGGAUGCGGUUAAAGUGUGGGUGCAGUUGGUACGACCGACUGACGAAGCGGCAAGUCCACCGGCUGAAUUUGAGUACCUUCCGCUACAAGCAGCACCAGGAGUUUUAAAGGAAAGUAGGAAAAACUUGCCUUACGGGAACCCGCUUUUUGCUCAAUUGCUUCAGACUAGGUCUAGAGAAGAAGUGGAUAUUUAUCAGCCCGCAAAAGUGGCAAGAAUGGACACGAAUGAGUCGCUUCUCCUAGAUAUAAGUUCUUGGACGGGACCAGAAGUGCAAAAUUUGAUCUCAGCUCAACCAGAAGUCAACAACAUUAACCAGACUGAAUAUUCCGGUUCUAGAAGAAAUACCCCAAGCGAAAUACCUAAUUGGAAUAUACCUUCCGACGAUUUUACGCUAGGUACUAACGUUAAUCUCGACAGUGCCAGCGGAAUUUGUCAAGUACUGAAUAUGGACUGCAACCAGAUAGAAUUAGAACCCAUUCAUAUAAGUUCCGGGGAUUUGGACAUGGCCGAGAGGUUAUCCGGAUCGUUCCAGGAAUACUUAGUUAUUUAAAUUUUGACUGUACUGAUCAUAAGCACGAAUUUUUGUACAAAAGUAUUUUAUAAAUAGAUUUAUUAUGCAGUAA
Zophobas morio is the source of this 1686-nucleotide messenger RNA. RefSeq names its product embryonic polarity protein dorsal-like. Gene Ontology annotation, cellular component: cytoplasm. Gene Ontology annotation, molecular function: DNA-binding transcription factor activity, RNA polymerase II-specific; RNA polymerase II cis-regulatory region sequence-specific DNA binding. The record is from RefSeq and is a predicted model, not a curated record. NCBI's taxonomy places the organism in Eukaryota, Metazoa, Arthropoda, Insecta, Coleoptera, Tenebrionidae. The transcript is spliced from 6 exons. Gene Ontology annotation, biological process: inflammatory response; positive regulation of transcription by RNA polymerase II; cellular response to stress. Bases 237 to 1613 code for a protein of 458 amino acids.